AUGGCCGUGAAGCGGUGCAUGACGAUCGACGAGCAGCAGAAGAAAGAGUUCGGCAAGGAGAUGCUCAUCCUGUCCCAGAUCAACCACAGGAACAUCGUGAAGCUGCUCGGCUGCUGCCUCGAGGUCGAGGUCCCCAUGCUCGUCUACGAGUUCAUCCCGAACGGCACGCUGUUCGAUCUCAUCCACGGCGACCACCACAGGCAGCAGCACGUCUCGCUGGACACUCGCCUGAGGAUCGCCCACGAGUCCGCCGAGGCGUUGGCCUACCUCCAUUCCUGCGCGUCGCCGCCGAUCCUCCACGGCGACGUCAAGUCCACCAACAUCCUCCUAGACGGUGACUACACGGACAAAGUCUCCGAUUUUGGCGCGUCCAUCCUGGCGCCGAAUGACAAGUCACAGUUCGUCACGGUUGUCCAAGGGACGUGCGGGUAUCUUGAUCCGGAGUACAUGCAGACAUACGAGCUGACAGACAAGAGCGACGUGUACAGCUUCGGAGUUGUUCUCCUAGAGUUGCUCACGGGCAAGAAGGCGUUCAACCUGGAAGGACCUGAGAACGACAGGAGUCUGUCCAUGAGGUUUCUGUAUGCGAUGAAGGAAAACAAGCUUGAGGAUAUCGUGGAUGAUCAGAUCAAGAACAGUGAGAACAUCGAGUAUCUCGAGGAGAUUGCGGAGUUAGCGAGGCAGUGCUUAGAGAUGAGUGGUGUGAAUAGGCCAACGAUGAAGGAAGUUGCGGAUAAGCUUGAUAGGUUGAGGAAGAUCAUGCAACAUCCAUGGGCACAUGAGAAUCCUGAAGAAUUGGACAAGUUGCUUGGAGAGCCGUCUACAGCAAACUCGACCGCUACUACUGGAAAUUUCAGCAUCACAAAGAGAGCUGCCAUGGGCUUGGAAUCAGGGCGUUAG
Molecule: messenger RNA, 900 nt
Organism: Miscanthus lutarioriparius
Lineage: Eukaryota; Viridiplantae; Streptophyta; Magnoliopsida; Poales; Poaceae
Source: the annotation of a GenBank genome assembly